Molecule: messenger RNA, 2282 nt
Organism: Eruca vesicaria subsp. sativa (arugula)
Lineage: Eukaryota; Viridiplantae; Streptophyta; Magnoliopsida; Brassicales; Brassicaceae
Source: the annotation of a GenBank genome assembly
AAAAACCCGGAAACGAUGAUUGCGAUGACGGCGAAGAGAUUGCUUCAUCGGAAUCUCCCCAGAACAACACCUCUCCCUCCCUUCACACAUUCCUCUCUCUUAACCCGAGCAUUCUCCACCGUGAUUGAUCUCCGAGAGAGACUAACCAAAACCCACCUCCGCAACAUCAACCUCGACGACGCAAUCGAUUUAUUCAACCACAUGGUUAAAUCCCCUCCUUUCCCUUCAACCCUCGAUUUCAACAGACUGUUAAACGCCGUCGUGAAGCUAAAAAAGUACGAUCUCGUCAUCUCUCUGGGGAGAAAGAUGGAGACUUUAGGGAUUCGAAACGAUCUCUACACUUUUAAUAUCUUGAUUAACUGUUUAUGUAGCUGUUUUCAGCUCUCUCUCGCUUUAUCUCUUCUCGGGAAGAUGUUGAAGCUUGGGUUUGUGCCGGAUAAGGUCACGCUUGGGUCUCUUGUUAAUGGGUUCUGUCGGAAGAACAGGGUUAAUGAAGCUGUGUCGUUUAUUGAGAAGGUUGUUGAGUUAGGGUAUGGAGUUGACAUUGUUGCUUACAACACGGUUAUUGAUGGUUUGUGCAAGAGGAGACGAGCUAAUGAAGCUUUGUGUUUCUUCAAGGGGGUUGUUGAGAGGAGAGGUGUUAGACCUAAUGUUGUUACUUAUACUUGUUUGGUUAAGGGUCUUUGUAAUUCUGGUAGAUGGGGUGAUGCCGCUAGGUUGUUGAGUGAGAUGAUUAAGAGGAAGGUUAGUCCUAAUGUGGUUACUUAUAGUGCGUUGGUUGAUGCGUUUGUGAAGAACGGCAAGGUUUUGGAGGCUAAGGAGUUGUUUGAGGAGAUGAUAAGGAUGUGUAUAGAUCCUGAUGUUGUUACUUAUAGUUCGUUGAUAAAUGGGCUUUGUAUGCAGGAUCGGAUAGAUGAGGCUAGUGAGAUGUUUGAUUUGAUGGUAAGGAAAGGUUGUUUCCCUGAUGUGGUGAGUUACAACACUCUUAUUAAUGGGUUUUGUAAGUCAAGGAGAGUAGAGGAUGGGAUGAGACUCUUCCGUGACAUGUCACAAAGGGGGUUAGUUAGUAGUACAGUCACUUACAACACUCUUAUCCAAGGGUUUUUUCAAGCAGGAGAUGUUGAUAUGGCUCAGGAGUUUUUUAGUAAGAUGGAUUCUUUUGGUGUAUCGCCCGAUAUGUGGACGUAUAACAUUUUGUUAGGUGGUCUUUGUGACAACGGGGAGCUAGAGAAAGCGUUGGAGAUAUUUGAAGAUAUGCAAAAGAGAGAAAUGGAUCUUGAUAUUGUCACGUAUACUAUAAUUAUCCGAGGGAUGUGCGAGACUGGUAAGGUUGAAGACGCUUGGGGUUUAUUUUGUAGCCUCAGACUCAAAGGAGUGAAGCCUGAUGUUGUAACGUACACUACAAUGAUGUCAGGCUUGUGUAGGAAAGGCCUACACUGUGAAAUAGAUGAAUUGUAUACAAAGAUGAAAGGAGAUGGGCUUAUGCUCAAUGAUGGUACGCUAUGUAUUAGAGAUGGUGACAUAACCGUAUCAGCUGAGCUUAUUAAAGAAAUGUUGAGCCGUGGCUAUGCGCCAUCCGGGAGAUGCAAAAAUGCUGUUUCUCUCUUAUAGUUGUUUUGUCUUGCAAAUUCAUCUGUUUCAGUGGUCAUGGGAUCACUGGCACUUUGGUAUGUCUCGAAUUCGAAAUUUUGAGUAGAGAGAUACCUCAUUUGCUUCAUCCCAGCAUUGAGAAUGGCGAAUGGAUACAGGCUUUUUUCACGUAUCCCUCACUCCAAGCUAAAGAUUCUGCAUAUCAUAGGGAUCCGCCAGAAGGUUUUGCGCUCUGCCAUCAUCAUCAUCAUCAUAAUCAGCGCUAAUAUGUUGCUGAUAAGCUUUCUUCAUCAACCUCCUUAUGAUCUCGACACUUGAGGUAACUCAGGAACAGAGGAAUGUAUGAAAAAAGAGACGUAUUUGACUGUCCGGCAUGAAGAAGGGUGAGCAUCGAUCACAUAAGAAAUGCAAGGAACUCUACGAGCACAAAGGCAAGAGGUUAGAAGCUAUGAGUUUGUAAAUAUUUUUUAACGAAAACUCACAUAGGCAAAAUAUGGUCCUCGUGUAUUCUAUUUAUGCAAACAGUGACUUUUUAGGAUGGACCCCAUUCACUAAAACAAAGAUUCUCUCUUGCAAGGGAAGUCUUAUCUUUUGUUCUUUCCUAAUAAUUAGAUUUUUAUAUUAAUGUUGGUUCGAUUUGAACAUUUUGUAAUACUAUAUUCUUUAUCGAUUGUAAAAUAAUGGAUACAAAU